AUGGCCCUUUUCGUGGCCCUAGGAAGUGGCCCUCCACGGCUCACACCAGCUAAACUCCACACAGCCAACCGGUUGAACGAGGUGGAGGAAAAGGAACCUGAGCCUGAGUUUGGAGACGUGAUCAAGAACGUUACGGUGCCGCUCGGGAGGGAGGCCGUUCUCUCGUGCAUUGUGGACAACCUCGGGACUUACAAGGUGGGUUGGAUGAGAGCGGACACUCAGACGAUUCUCAGUCUACACAAGCGAGUCGUCACGCACAACAACAGGAUAUCGGUGACUCACGAUGAACCGAGGACGUGGAACCUGCACAUCAGGAUGGUGAGGGAGAACGACCGCGGCUGUUACAUGUGCCAGAUUAACACGGCUGUUAUGAAGAAGACUCUCGGCUGCAUCGACGUGCACGUUCCGCCGAACAUCAUCGACAACGAGACAUCUAGUGACGUCACAGUCCCCGACGGCGAGAGCGUGACGCUGGUGUGCGCCGCCCGAGGGUAUCCGCAGCCGAAGAUCGAGUGGAGGAGAGAAGACAAGGAGAAAAUCGUUCUCCGGACGGGAAGGAAGGAGAGGCUGAAGAUGGAGGUCGUGGAGGGCCCUUACCUCAACCUCACCAGAGUCAACCGCCGCCAGAUGGGAGCCUACCUCUGCAUCGCCAAGAACGAAGUCCCGCCAGCUGUCAUGAAACGCAUUAUUGUCAACGUCUCGUUCGAGCCAACUAUCCAAGUGCCCAAUCAGCUGGUUGGGUCACCGCUGGGGUCUGACCUCGCUCUCUCGUGCAAGGUCGAGGCAUACCCCAAACCCAUCACUUUCUGGCGUAAGAACAAUGAAAUAAUG
Molecule: messenger RNA, 831 nt
Organism: Penaeus vannamei (Pacific white shrimp)
Lineage: Eukaryota; Metazoa; Arthropoda; Malacostraca; Decapoda; Penaeidae
Source: RefSeq, a predicted model, not a curated record